This is a messenger RNA of Camelina sativa (false flax), 1847 nucleotides long. RefSeq lists its product as uncharacterized. NCBI's taxonomy places the organism in Eukaryota, Viridiplantae, Streptophyta, Magnoliopsida, Brassicales, Brassicaceae. Gene Ontology annotation, molecular function: protein binding; DNA binding. The record is from RefSeq and is a predicted model, not a curated record. Gene Ontology annotation, cellular component: nucleus. Gene Ontology annotation, biological process: regulation of DNA damage checkpoint.
UUAAAUUCUUCUAAUCCUAAAGCUGAGUCGUCAACAAAUGAAAGCUCCUUCAUCUACCAUCUCUCAAGGUUUUUUAUUUUGGCGGGAAAUGUGAUUCGAUUCUACCGCCCAUCCCCGGGGCUAAUAAAGAUGUUACCUUUUCAAGGUCUUACAGUUCAUUUUUUCUUUUCCGAUUACAACAUUAAAAAGCCUCUUUCUUUUUUGUUCACUGACGCUUCAAUGGCGACGGAGUACGAGCGGAAGAGAUUGGAGAACAUAAGAAGGAACGGUGAGAUGAUGGCUGCUCUUAAUGUCCAUGCCAAAGCUUCUUCUCUUCACUCCGUCGCAACCAAACCCACUCGCGAAGACGUGAAGAAGAGUACCAAACCCACCACAGUCAUCCGCAAGUCUAAACGCACCAGAGGCUUGACUCCAGAUACCGCUGGUUUACCCUCUAAUACCAAACGUACCCACAACACAAGGCCUCUUCACAAGGCAUCAUCAACUCCUAUGCCAUUCGAUGUGGCUUAUGAAGGAGAGGAUGAUUCUCUUACGCAAUUUGUUGAUACUCUUUUGGGUGUUAUUUCCAGAGGAACUGUAGCGGUUAAGGAUGAUGAUAACGAGUCUCCUCCUAUGGUGAUGAGAAGUAGAACUAGUGGUGUUGUCAAUAAUAGAGAUGAGGCAGAUUUGCCCACUGGUUUUGGUCUGGAAUCUUUGAGCUUAGAGCCGCAUAAUGUAGCACGUGUUGUGCCUGGGAGAGUUUUGGUUGCAAAGUUCUUGCCUUGCCUUGAUGUUAAGAUGAUUGCUGCAGGGGACGCACAUGGGAGCGUUGGUUUUUGGAAUUUGGAUUGCCAGGGUGAUGAUGAUGAUGAUGGGAUCUACCUAUUCACCCCUCACACUAACGUAGUUACAUCUCUUGUGUUUCAGCAAAACUCUUUCUCUAGGGUUAUUACCAGCAGCUACGAUGGUCUUAUCCGGGUGAUGGAUGUUGAGAAAUUGGUUUUUGAUUCUGUUUGUUCCCGGGAUGAAUCUAUAUAUUCUCUCUCCCAGAGACCAAAUGAUGAGCAAAGCUUAUACUUUAGCGAGGGAAACGGAAUGUUCAAUCUAUGGGACCUCCGAGCCGGAAAGUCAGAUUUCCAUUGGGAGCUACAUGAACUCAGGAUUAACUCUGUAGACUUCAACCCGCAAAAUCCCAAUAUCAUGGCUACAAGCUCCUCAGAUGGAACUGCUUGCCUCUGGGACUUGAGAAGUAUGGGAGCCCAAAAACCGAAAACAUUGUCUACUGUAAAUCAUUCUAAGGCUGUGCACUCUGCUUAUUUCUCACCUUCUGGCCUUUCACUUGCAACUACAAGUUGUGACAACAAUGUUGGUAUUCUAAGUGGCCGCAAUUUCGAGGAUGCUUCGAUGAUAUAUCACAAAAAUAGCACUUUAAGGAACAUCUGCAAUUUCAGGGGAGUGUGGGGGUGGGAUGAUUCAUGUAUAAUAAUCGGAAAUAUGUCAAAAGGAAUUGAUGUGAUCUCUCCAGAACGAAAGCGAAUAGCGAUGUCACUGCAAAGCCCUCUGAUGAAAGCUAUUCCAAGCAGAAUUAAUUGCCAUCCUCUCAAUGUUGGGACGCUUGCAGGAUCCACAGCUGGAGGACAGGUCUAUGUUUGGACAGCAAACUAACUAGGCAUAAUAUUUUACCAUUUUCAAUCAUCACAAGGUCUUACAAAAUGUAUAAAGACUUGAGAAGAAUUGAGGUUCUUUUUGAAAAUGUAGUAGCUUUUUGGGUUUUGGAUGGGAGGUUUGUUUGUUUCCAAAACAAUCUCUUUUUUUAUCGUCUCUCCUUCAGCUCCAUUCGUGAGACCUGGUUGCUGCAAAAUGAUGCU